UAGAUAAAGAUUAAUAAAAUUUAAAAAACUAGCCAUAUUCGCAAUUUAACAAAUUAUUAAUUAUAAUUAUUAAUAAUUCACAAAGCUUUUAUAUAAUUUUUGUAUUGAAUUACUUUAAAAUGGAGCAUUAAUAAAUAAAAAAUAAACAAAAUGUAUUUAUUUUUCUCAGUUGUCAACACUGAACCUAACCCCCAAAAAUACCCAACAUAACCUCAACAAUGGAAGAGCUGGCCAAAAAGUGCAUAGAAGAUCACAAAAAUUCCCUGGUAAAGUUUAAUUUACCCGCGACGAAGCUAUUUUUGAAAUCUGAUGAUCUAAAGUAUACUGAAGAACAUUUGGAUGGAUUUAAGAAGGUUUUGGGGCACUUAAGGGUUGAAAAAAGAUAUGCAAGAUCACAAGCAGUAUGGGUGAAAGAAUUGAGUUUAGGAAAGGUAACCAAGGUUGCUAGAAAUUUGCUGAAUUCUUUUGGUUUUCAAGAUAAAAGUGGUAUUUUUUUGUAUCCAGAGGAAGUAUUGUUUUUAAUGGAAACCAACAGACUUGAAAUAAAAAUUGAUGAGAAUUGUCUUAGUAUCCAGGAUAUGUACAAUAUGGUAAUUAAUUUGACUGGCUAUAAUUCAAAUAAGUAUUUGGUGUACAAAAAACUGGUUUUGCAAGGUUAUAAAGUAAUUAACCUCAUAGAGCACAAAAGAAAACUCAAAAAGCAAUGUAAUAAAAGAAAAUCAGAAAGUAACUUAAAUGAUGGUAAAAAAAUAAAAAUUGAUGAGUUAGAAGAAGAAUUAAAGGUGCUACAAUCAAAAGAAGAAAUUAUAAUAAAAAAAAUAGACGAUAUUUUUAAGAGAAUCCAAGAAAAUGCACCCACAAGUUUUAGAAAUGUGGAAACAGACUUAGAAGUAGAAUAUUUUGCCUUUUCUACAAAAAAUAAUUCAAAUAAUUAUGAAUUUAGGAUAAUACAAAGAAAUAAUAUUGAUUUUACAGAAGACAUAAAGUGCUCUGAAAAAGAUAUAUUUGCGAUUUGUUCAGAUGAGAAUGUAGCAUUUUAUAAACUAUCAAAAGUUAUUGUACCAGAUUUAAGUUGAUAAAUAAAACAUUUUUAAUUAAAUUUGUACA
Brassicogethes aeneus is the source of this 1107-nucleotide messenger RNA. Lineage: Eukaryota; Metazoa; Arthropoda; Insecta; Coleoptera; Nitidulidae. The record is from the annotation of a GenBank genome assembly.